AUGAAGUGGAUGGUGGUAGCCUUGCUCUGCCUCCCUCUGUUGGAGGCAGCCCUGCUCAGGGUCCCCCUGAAGAGGAUGAAGACUGUCCGUGAGACCAUGAAGGAAAAAGGCAAGCUCAAGGAGUUCUUGAAGAACCACAAGUACGACCCUGGCCAGAAGUACCACUUUGGCAACCUCGGUGACUUCAGUGUGCUCUAUGAGCCCAUAGCCUACAUGGACGCUGCCUACUUUGGAGAGAUAAGCAUUGGAACUCCACCCCAGAACUUCCUGGUCCUUUUUGACACUGGCUCCUCCAACCUGUGGGUGCCUUCUGUCUACUGCAAGAGUGAAGCCUGCAUCACACAUACCCGCUUUAAACCCAGCAAGUCUUCCACCUACUACACCGAAGGGCAGACCUUCUCCCUGCAGUAUGGCACCGGCAGCCUCACCGGCUUCUUCGGUUAUGAUACUCUGACCGUCCAAGGCAUCAAGGUCUACAAUCAGGAGUUUGGCCUGAGUAAGACGGAACCUGGUAGCAUCUUUGUCUAUGCUCAAUUCGAUGGCAUCAUGGGCCUGGCCUACCCUGGUCUGUCUGCAGGAGGCGCCACCACUGUUCUGCAGGGCAUGCUGCAGGAGGGUGCCCUCUCCCAGCCCCUCUUUGGUGUCUACCUCGGCAGCCAACAGGGAUCUAAUGGUGGACAGAUCGUCUUCGGCGGUGUGGAUGAAAACCUAUACUCUGGGGAGGUCACCUGGGUCCCUGUCACUCAGGAGCUCUACUGGCAGAUUAACAUUGAGGACGUCCUCAUUGGCGACAAGACCUCUGGCUGGUGCUCCCAGGGCUGCCAAGGCAUUGUGGACACAGGCACCUCUCUGCUCACUGUGCCUUCACAGUACCUGAAUAACUUUCUGCAGAGCAUUGAGGCCCAGGAAGAAUUUGGAGAGUAUUUUGUGAGCUGUGACAGCAUCAGUAGCCUGCCCACUUUCAACUUUGUUCUUAACGGUGUGCAGUUCCCUCUGAAGCCUUCUUCCUACAUCAUCCAGGGGGAUGGCUACUGCAUGGUGGGCCUUGAGAGCACCCUUCUGACCUCUCAGAGUGGCCAGCCCAUCUGGAUCCUUGGAGAUGUCUUCCUUAGGUCUUACUACGCCAUCUUUGACAUAGGCAACAACAGGGUGGGCUUUGCCACCGCCGUCUAGACUUGUCACGUGGACACCCCUGUGCCCUUCUUCCUCUC
This is a messenger RNA of Nannospalax galili (Upper Galilee mountains blind mole rat), 1211 nucleotides long. RefSeq names its product progastricsin (gene Pgc). The record is from RefSeq and is a predicted model, not a curated record. Bases 1 to 1173 code for a protein of 390 amino acids. Lineage: Eukaryota; Metazoa; Chordata; Mammalia; Rodentia; Spalacidae. Gene Ontology annotation, biological process: proteolysis. The transcript has 9 exons. Gene Ontology annotation, molecular function: aspartic-type endopeptidase activity.